AUGAUGCGACGACCUUCUACGAGCUCGGGUCGGUUAGGGGGGGAAGGGAGUGGCGGAGCGAGCACCGGCGGCGGCGGGGGCGGUAACAGUAGUUCGACUAGUAUUUUGGCGUCUCUUGUUCCGGAACAUUUUACCUGCCCGUUGUCUGCGGACAUUAUGCGAGAUCCUGUGAUUAUAGCGUCCGGGCUGACGUACGAGCGUGCCUUUAUCGAGCAGUGGUUUGCGGAAGGGCACAUGACGUGUCCUAAAACGCGUCAGCGGGUAGAUCAUACUAACCUAUGUCCUAAUGUAGCCGUUAAGAAGAUGAUUACUGAUUGGUGCUUAGCGAAUCGCAUCACAUUAGCGCCUUUGGAGCCGCCCCCUUCUCUCGAUGCGGUACGGGGAUACGCGGGGGAAGGCCGCGGAAAGGGGGGCGGAAGCAGCGGAAGCGGAAGGCGGCCUCCUUCCGCCCAAGGCCCCGCGGACCGCCAGCGGUCGCGCGGUGAGGGCCGUAGCAGUAGUCGUAAGGCGGAAGCGGAGGAAGAACAGGGGGAAAGGGGAGGGAUUGAGCGGCGGAACUCGUAUGACCGGGGAAGCGAGGACGGCGCGCGGAGGGAGCGGAAGGUCAAGGGAAAAAUGAAGGACGCGGGAGAAAGCAAGGACGGGCGGGAUAGUAGAGAAACGAGGGAAGAGGGGGGGAGGGAAGGGGGAGAUCUGAGGGACAAAGGGGAGGUAGUGAGGGAGAAGAAAGGCAAGGGAACGGGCGAACGGGAGAAGCGGGGAGAGAAGGGGGUAACGGGGGUGUCGGGGAAAGAGCGCGCCAGCAAGAGCAGCGUGAAGAAGAAAGGGAGUUAUAGAGACAAGAGGGAGGACGAUGUGUCGGCGGAAGCGGAACGCGGGCACGAGAAAGACAGAGGAAUGGCGGCGACCGCGCAAGGGCAGGGGCGCGCGCAGGCCGGGAAUGACAGAGAUCGGCACCAUGACACGUGGUCUGACUCAGAGGAUCAGGAUGAGGAGCCGCAUGCUGACGUGGCAGGCGGCAGGAAAAAGGACAAGGGCGGCGCCGCCGCGGCGGGAAAGUCCGCGACGACGGCGCCGGGGAAGGUGCGGAAGGCGGUAGGGCGGAACGCGAGUUGGGGCGCGCAACCCGCGCAAUUAAUAGACUCUGGCGGGAGUCGGGUCGACGCGCUGCUGUCGGCGGGAAGGGAGGCGCACGAGGGGAGCAGCGAGGGAUCCGGACGUAGAUUAAAGGAGCGUGCGGAAAAAGCGGAGACGGGAUCGGCGCGGAGAGGCGGCGCGACGUCUCUAGGAACGACGCCCGAGCACCCGAAGCGCGGGAUAUUAAAAGGCGGGAGUUCCAGGGAGUUUGCCACUAGCAGGAGCGUCGCGAGCGCUUCCGCCGUCGGCGCAGACAGUUCCCCGAUGCGCAUGCGCCGCGGCAUGCGCGGCGGGUCGCUGUCGGGGCGGCACGACGUGUUUGCUGACGACAGCGGCGGCUUCGAGAACAGCCAGAGGCGGUUUGGCGGGCACGAAAUGGAUAUCACGGUGGCGGCGGCCGCGGUGGCGGGGGUGUUUCGUGAUCGUGGCGCGCCGGUUUCUCCGCGCGGGGAGGACGACAGCGAGGGGGAAGGGGACGGGGAAGGGGGAGGGGAACGGGUAGGAGGAGGACAGGAGAGAUGGGAACGCGGAAGCCCUGGGAGCGGUCGGCAGAAUCCGGUGCUUGAUUCAGGGAGAAGGGGGGGAAACGACGCGCGCGGGGAGGUACCGGGGGAAAGGGACGGGCCAGGCGCGCAGUUCGGGGUGGCCGGGGGAGCGCCAGUCGGGGGAGUGAAUAUGGAGGCGCUAGCGCACGUGAAGGUCACGCGGAAGGAGCGCGCGCGGCUGAUGGAGCUGGCGGCGCAGCAGCAGGGUGGCGGAAGCGCCAUGGGCGGAACGGGGAGCUCUAGCGGGCGCUUCAGCGCGGCCGUUCUAGGGCUCGAUUUGACUCCGGAGCACGAUGAGAAUGGGGGCGGGAGCGGAGGCACAAGCACCGCGGGAGACCUCCCCAGCGGCCCGCCUUCCCCCCAUGCCGUCCCCCAGUGGCGGAACCUCCUUGUCGUGCGCACGCCCAUGGCUUCCGCCAGUACUUCCCCCAUCAUGUCCCGCCAGGGCAGUCAGCGGGAGUCCGCCAGUGGGGGAAUUGCGGGCGCGGGCGCGGGGGGAGGAGGGUUCGGGGUGAGCGUGCAUGCACUGCGCGCGCGCGUCAUGGAGCUGGGGAAGGGCUCCGCGGGUGACCCGGAGAGCGGCGGGGGGGAGGGCGGAGGGGGAGGGGGAGCGGCGGAGGGGGAGCGCAGGCUCGGGGAGCAUUCGCGCACGAAAACGUGGGGAGGGGGGGCCCUAGCGGCGCUACAGGGGGAAGCCGGGGGAGGGGGCGGAAAAGUAACCCGGGAGGAAGCGGCGCGGAGGGCGCAUAAGGGGAACGCUGGGGGCGAGGGCGGGGAGUGGGGAGGCGGAGGAGGAGCGGGGGAGAAGAGCAGGCGGAGGAGAGCGGGAACGGGAACGUGGGAGUUAGAAGCAGAUGCUGCUGCUGGGCACGGGAGAUCAGGAGAAUUUGCACUAAGGAACAGGGACAGGGAGAAGGAUCGAGAGAGGGACAAGGAGAGGGAGAGAGAGAUGGAAAUGGAGAGAGAAAUGGAGUCGGAAGAGUAUGGAGAGCGAGAGCAAUCGCAGCAGCACGCGCCGGCCAGCCAAGGCCGCUCUCCCCCCCUCUCCCGCCCCCCCCGCAACUCCCCCAAUGCCCCCGCUGCGCCCUUCUCCGCUCCCUUCCCCGAGCCCCGGAACCUCUCCCGCCUGUCUUCCCCCCCCGUCCCCCGCCCGCACUCCCCGUUCCACUCCCCAGCCGCGACCGGGAGGUCCGGAAGCAGUUUGGGAGGUUCGGGGUUGUCUGGGAGCCAGGAUGACCUGUCCGCCGCCUUGGACCAAACCGGGGCGGGAGGCUCGGGGCGGUGGUCCGGGAGGGGGGGAGGGGAGGGAGGGGAGGGAGGUGGAGGUGGGGGAGGGGUUGGGGGAGGGAGUGGGAGGCAUGGAGGGGGAUCAGGAUCGGGAUCAGGUUCGGGAUCGGGUCGGCAUCAUGCGUCUGGCGGUAUAAAUCGGUCUCUGUCUUCGGUCCCGCCUGGUCUAUUAAGGGGGUGGGGAGUGACAGAUGACGGUGGGGCGGGGAGCGCGGUUGGCAGCGGUGGCAGUGGUGGUAGCAGCGGUACAAAUGGGCGGAAUGGGACUGGAGCAAGCCCUGCAGAGGAGAAAGAGCGGUUGUUGGGGCGAGGGCGGUCGUUAAGGGAGCAGCAGGCGGAAGGGAAGGCGGAAGGGAAAGUGGACCAGCGGGGAUUCGAACCCCCGCCUAGAGCAGGGAGGAGAAGCUUGGAUCUAGAGAGGACGAAAACGGGUAUGGGAACGCUAGCAGCAGGGGGGGGAGUGGCCGGAGCGGGGAAAGGAAGGGGCGGGAGUAGAGGAGGCGCGGGGGGUGGGGGAGAGGGCGGAGGGGGGACUGCUGGAGGGGGAGCAGGAGGGGGGGUCGGGGGGGUAGGGGGAGGGGCAGGGGGAGGGGCAGGCGGAGGGGCGGGCGGAGGGGUUGCGGGAGGGGGGGUAAUAGUAGGGGAUCACAGUGUGGGUUUGGUGAUGGGAGGGAGCGGUAAGGAGCGGUAUGUGAGUGCAACGUUCGGUUCUGUGGUUCGCCCUGCCAGUGCAGACACCCACAGGCGCAACAGAAGCGUGGGAUGGAACCUUCUAGACCCUAUGGCAAACCCAGGGGGAGGGGCAGCAGCAGCAGGAGCUGGAGCAGGAGCAGGGUUGGAGGGAGCACCAGGAGGAGGAGGAGGGAUAGGUAGAGCUAGAGACCCCUGGCAAAGACCGGCCACACCAGAGAGAAGAGGUGGGGAUGGCAGAGGAGGGGCAGGAGCUCUGGGUGGGUCGGCACGGCGGGCGGCGGGCUCCGACUUCUUCUCUACCGAGGGACCGGGCGGCGCAGGUGUGGACCUGGGAUUUGAUCCUGAUGAGCUGGCAGCACAGCUAGGAGCACGAUUCUCCCAACUAGCUGAAGAUCUGAGGAGCGGGUCGAGGAGUAAGAGAGUAGCAGCAGCACGGACGGUCCGAAUAGACGUGAAAGGGCAGGGAGAGGCAGAGAUACCGGUAGCUCGGAAGCAGCUCGUGCGUGCCGGGGUGAUUAAAGCCCUGGUAGCUGUGAUCAAGCGUGAGGGCGGGGCAGGAGAGGGCGACGGGGAGGGGGGGGAAGGGGAGAAGACCGCAAGGCUAGAGGAACUAGACCAAGUGACUGCUGCGAUUCUCGCGCUUGCUCUGCACUGGGCUGCUGCUCCUGAUCUAGCUCGAGCCGGGACCAUCCCGGCUCUAGUCCUGGUCUUAAAGCUAGGAUCCCAAUCUGCUAAAGCCGCGGCCGCGGCAACGAUGUAUGUGUUGGCAAAAGAGGACGAUUUUCGGGGGGCGGUGCGGCAAUCGGGAGCCGUGCCGCUGCUGCUGACGGUGAUCAAGAAGGGGACGCCGAGAGGGAGAAAGGACGCGGCUCUAGCUCUGUUUGCCAUCUCGCUGUCGACGCGAGGAGCCAAGGAGGUGGUUUCAGCAGGAGCGAUUCCUGUUCUGCUGGAUGUGAUCGGGCAGGAGGAGGAUCUGCCCGGGCUGGAAGAAAAGGCUGUCGCGGUGCUGUUGAAUCUUUCGCGGCUGCCCGAGGGGUGCGAGGAGAUAGAGAAGAGCGACGGGAUGAUGAGAAUGGUGGAUUUGUUAGAUGAAGGGGCUUCGGAGCGGUCGAAAGAGGAUGCUGCUGCUGUGCUGCUCGCUAUGGUGAAGAUGGAGAUUGUCACUGUAAAGGAUCUGCUUGCAGAGGGGAUGUUGCCGUCUCUGGUUCGUGUGGCUGCUGGUGGUGGGAGCGAGAGCAAGGCGGCAGGAGCAGCAGCAGCAGGCGGAGGGAAUGUGGCUCCUGAAGCAAAGGAGUUGCUAGAGCUGCUGAGGAAACGGGGGAAAGAUGGGGGGAAGGGGUAG
Closterium sp. Naga37s-1 is the source of this 5004-nucleotide messenger RNA. Lineage: Eukaryota; Viridiplantae; Streptophyta; Zygnematophyceae; Desmidiales; Closteriaceae. The record is from the annotation of a GenBank genome assembly.